AUGAAUCAAACCUGGCAAAAACCUAACCUAGUUGAUUGGAGAUCCCAUGGUCUAGGUUCAAUAGGCAAACUGGCUGGGCUGAGGCAUCUCAAUUUCCAAAGUCUGAAAACUCUUCAGCAACAUGUUAUGUUGAUUGGUUUAUCCUCAAUCCGAGAAGGAAAAGAAGCAUAUGAAGGUGCACGAUGGCAUAAAAGGCUAUACUGGAUGAAAGUUGGGUCUUCAAAUUGUGCUGCUGUUUUGCUGCUGACAUUUUUGGUGAGCCUACAAGCAGUUUUUGGGAUCAGAUUUGUGAUUGACAGAGAAGAGUGCUUCUCUCAUAAUGUUCAAUUUGAAGGAGAUACUGUCCACAUCUCUUUUGUUGUAAUUAAGGUGGAUGCAUCUUGGCAUUAUACUCAAGACGGCGUUGACCUCGUGGUGAAGGGGCCUUCUGGUGAGCAGAUUCAUGAUUUUCGUGACAAGACAAGUGAGAAGUUUGAUUUUGUCACUCGUCACAAAGGAGUCCAUCAGUUCUGCUUCACCAACAAGUCGCCUUAUCAUGAAACCAUAGACUUCGAUAUACACGUUAGCCAUUUUACAUACUAUGAUCAACAUGCAAAAGAUGAGCAUUUUAACCCAUUGUUAGAGCAGGUAUCAAAGUUAGAGGAAGCUCUUUACAACAUUCAGUUUGAGCAGCAUUGGCUCGAGGCUCAGACCGCACGCCAGGCAAUAGUAAAUGAAGCAAUGAGCCGGAGGGCAAUCCACAAGGCCUUCUUUGAAUCAGCAGCACUUGUUGGUGCCAGCGCUCUCCAAGUUUACCUUCUUCGCCGCCUCUUUGAACGAAAGCUUGGGGUGACCAGAGUCUGA
Molecule: messenger RNA, 843 nt
Organism: Prunus armeniaca (apricot)
Lineage: Eukaryota; Viridiplantae; Streptophyta; Magnoliopsida; Rosales; Rosaceae
Source: the annotation of a GenBank genome assembly